This is a messenger RNA of Ambispora leptoticha, 729 nucleotides long. The record is from the annotation of a GenBank genome assembly. Lineage: Eukaryota; Fungi; Glomeromycota; Glomeromycetes; Archaeosporales; Ambisporaceae.
AUGUUUCUCACAAGGUCAGAAUACGAUCGAGGUGUAAACACAUUUUCACCGGAAGGACGUUUAUUUCAAGUUGAAUAUGCCAUAGAAGCCAUCAAGUUGGGCUCCACCGCAGUAGGAAUACAAACAAGCCAAGGUGUUGUAUUGGCCGUUGAAAAACGCGUGACCUCACCGCUCUUGGUAUCGAGUAGCAUUGAAAAAAUCAUGGAAAUUGAUAAACAUUUGGGAUGUGCUAUGAGCGGUUUGACUCCUGACUCGAGAACAUUAAUCGAUCAUGCGAGAGUUCAAGCGCAGAAUCAUAAAUUCACUUAUAAUGAGAUAAUCAAAGUGGAGUCUGUCGCGCAAGCUGUAUGCGAUUUGGCUUUGAGAUUUGGUGAAAGUGCCUAUGGGGAGGAGUCAACUAUGAGUAGACCUUUUGGUGUAGCAUUGCUGAUUGCCGGAAUUGAUGAGAAAGGACCGCAAUUAUUUCACACCGAUCCAUCAGGCACUUAUGUGCAAUAUGAUGCUAAAGCCAUUGGAUCUGGGUCAGAAGGAGCCCAAACAGAGUUGCAAGAAGAAUAUCAUAAGUCUCUCACAUUGGAAAAUGCCGAAACUUUAUCCCUAAAAGUGUUAAAACAAGUGAUGGAAGAGAAAUUAAAUAACACUAAUGUUGAACUUGCGGCCGUGACUCCUGAACAUGGAUUUAGGAUUUAUAGUGAAGCUGAGUUGCAGACAGUAAUCGAUAGACUGUGA